Messenger RNA from Parnassius mnemosyne (clouded apollo), 750 nucleotides. The record is from the annotation of a GenBank genome assembly. NCBI's taxonomy places the organism in Eukaryota, Metazoa, Arthropoda, Insecta, Lepidoptera, Papilionidae.
AUGGCGGUCACGGCGUUGGAUUCAGAAAUCACUAAAAGUGAUAAAUAUUCAAUAUUACUGCCUACUUAUAACGAAAGAGAGAAUCUGCCUAUUAUAAUAUGGCUUAUAAUGAAAUAUUUAGAUAAUAGUGGAUACGAUUAUGAAGUUAUUAUUAUUGACGAUGGAAGUCCAGAUGGUACCCUGGAGGUUGCAAAACAGUUACAAAAACUUUAUGGUUCAAGCAAAAUUGUACUUAGGCCAAGAGAAAAGAAGCUAGGGUUAGGGACAGCUUAUAUACAUGGAAUACGACAUGCAACCGGCAACUUUAUCAUAAUCAUGGAUGCUGAUUUAAGCCACCAUCCAAAAUUUAUACCAAAGUUUAUAGAACUUCAAAGGCAGCAUGAUUUUGACUUGGUUUCGGGAACAAGAUACAAAGAUGGCGGUGGUGUUCAUGGUUGGGAUUUCAAAAGGAAACUUAUAUCUAGGGGUGCAAAUUUUAUAACACAGCUGUUACUUAGACCAGGAGCUUCAGAUUUAACUGGAUCUUUCAGAUUAUACAAGAAAGAUGUAUUGCUGAAGCUGAUAGACAGCUGCGUAUCCAAAGGCUAUGUCUUCCAAAUGGAAAUGAUAAUAAGGGCCAGACAACUGGAAUAUACCAUUGGAGAAGUGCCAAUCACAUUUGUGGACCGCGUGUAUGGGGAAUCUAAACUCGGUGGUUCGGAAAUCAUUCAGUUCGCGAAAGCGCUAUUGUACCUUUUUGCAACUACAUAA